This is a messenger RNA of Aedes albopictus (Asian tiger mosquito), 2827 nucleotides long. RefSeq lists its product as uncharacterized. The transcript is spliced from 4 exons. Bases 709 to 1734 code for a protein of 341 amino acids. NCBI's taxonomy places the organism in Eukaryota, Metazoa, Arthropoda, Insecta, Diptera, Culicidae. Gene Ontology annotation, cellular component: membrane. Gene Ontology annotation, biological process: sensory perception of taste. The record is from RefSeq and is a predicted model, not a curated record.
GUCGGCCGUUCUGGAGCUCAGAAAUGAGUUUAAAAUAAGCGUCCAUCGAUACAUCAAUUCCGUACUGUAUCUACUGUUUGAAAUAAUCCACUUUGUCUAUUUGAUAUCUGCCGCGGAGUUGGCCAAGAAACGAGCAGCUAAAACUAUGAUUCGUUUGAACGAGUUCUUCGCAAUCGAUGUGGAUCAUGCAGUCGCCGAAAAGAUCAAAUGCUUCAGCUCUGAACUAUCCAUAAAUAAACUUGACGUAUCAUUGUACGGAUUGUAUUCCAUGGAUUUCACUUUUCUGUUUUCGAUGACCACUGCAAUAGCACUGAAAUUAAUCGUCCUAGUUCAAAUACAACUUAAGGAAUAAUUUGGGAAAAGCGCAAAUAUGAGGUCACCUGAUUACUAUUAGAUCAGCAUUUAUAAGUACAAACCGCGUGUCUGCAUGGUAUAGGCUGCAUGGGAACUACAUUGCCCAAAAUAGGUCAAAACUUCCGGAAUCGUCGAGUAGUAGCAUACCUGACAUAUCUCAUUCAGAUUUCACUUAUAUUAUGCAUGAACGUGGUGUAUUAAUAGAAAUGCGUGAUUUGAAGCACAUUGUUAAUCGUUACUUAUCUAUGACUAUCAAAGAUCAAACCUCGCCUCGCCUCAACCCUUGUGCGCAGUAAAUAUGAUUAACAUUUAUUUGUUGACACACAGUUUCUACGAAAGCCCUAACUAUUAAACAUGCGGAAAGUAAACGUUCUGUUUAAACGCACGUUUGGGUUCACCAUACUAAUUCUGCGCCUUCUUGGCAUGUUUCCCUUCUGGUAUAAUAAACCGGAAAAACGUUUCCAUCUAUCGAACCCAUUGAUAGCCUAUUCCGUGGUUGUCUGUUCGCUCUACGUAUAUUUCAUUGGCGUAUUCUAUUGGACGACGGUGCAGUUUGUUCGCAUCUAUCGUUCUCACUAUAACGUAUACCUUCUGGGGGCUGCCUUCGGAACUGCCUACGCUACAGUGAUUGUCGUGAAUUUAACAAGCGUCGUGUUUGCUCGGAGAGUUUUGCGUUUGCUGAACGAUUGCCAUCGAUUAUGGGACCAGCUUCAGGUGAAGUCCGUAGUAGAAGACCAGGACAAGAAGUUGGUGUAUCGGUUCAUGUUCAAGAUGAUUGUAGUUGAUGGACUUACUAUCAUUGGAGGAGCUGGUAUACGACUGAUCCAAGCAAUCCGGUCGAAAAGCAUGUCUUUAUUCUAUGAAGCAGUUGCCCAUGGUUUCACCUACAUUUUGCACGCUUGCACGACAAACUUGUUCAUAGGAAUGGCCUACUUUGGUGGACAUUUCUUUCGACUAAUCAAUUGCAGAAUACGGCUUCUCCACCGAAGAAUAUCACAUCUAGAACAACAAGAGCACCAUUCGAAGCCGAAUGUUCAAAAGAAACAACAGAUUUAUAACAAUACGUUAGACGAAUUGAACCGUUUGGUGCGUUACCACGAGAAAGUGAACCGUACGAUUCUGAGCUUCAUGCAAGUGCAUGACGCUUCGCUUCUCAUGAUGACUUUGAAAAACUUCGUAGUUACUACAACGGGCGUAUACCUGACUUACGUUGCAACGGUUUUCGCUCUGCACAGGAAUCAGGUGCCAUCGUUUGGAACAUACGGUUUUGUUACAUUUUUUGCACUAUUUCACUUUUCACAGUUCUAUUACCAGACUGCCAGUACAAUGAUUUUCACAAUGAGAGUAAGUUUGAAUUUGUCAAUAACUGAAAGUUACUAGUAUCAAACACAUUCAUUUUAGGGUGAAAAAACCACAGACUAUAUUUGCAACUUGAUACAACAGGAAUGUGGAUUACAUUUUGAAGAGAAGGUAUGUACACAAGUGACAUAAGUUUUCAUUAUUUACAUCUUUUUAUUUGUAGACAACUGCUUUUAGCUUGAGGUUACUACACAACAACUAUAAGAUAACCAAUCAUGGACUUUAUGUAAUGGAUUUCUCACUAUUAUAUGCGGUAUGAUAAAAUUGACAUUCUUUAAUUCCAAAAAAUACCUUACAUUUGUUUCUAGGCUUUAUCUACGAUGGUCAAUUAUUUGAUCAUAGCUGUUCAAUUUCAAAUAGCUGAGUACGGUUAAUGGAGAUUGCCUGUUUAGAAAAGGGCAAAAGAUCGAUACUUAGUUCACUCAAAAAAUGCGAUCGUUUAAAUAUGUCAUCCAUCUGGAAUCCUGUGUGAGUUCCAUUACAACUAAUGCAGAUUAAUCACAGAUAAACAGACGUUUCUUUGUCCAGUUAUUGCUCAGUUCAAACUGGUAAAUUGUGCAAAAGACUAGCCUAGCAGGCUUCGGGAAGACGACAAAUGCCAAAGAAAACACCAUUGCGAAAUAAAUCUACCCCUGUUGGACGUCUGUAGCAUCUGUUGAUUUUCGGCUGAGAAUUCCAGGUAGAAUUUUUAACAGGUAAUGCAUUAAAAUACAGUAAAAAGUACUGCAAGACACAUUUGAUAAAAAGGAAAAUAGCAAAUGCAUGAACGCUCGAACUAUGUUUCAGAUAUUCUUAUAAAAAAACACCGAUGAAGAAUUUUUAGAAAUAUUACUGGAAGCUCGCCAAUAAAACUAGUGCAAAGCUAGUAAUCGCUAAUCAAGCUAAUCAAAAAAUUAAGAAUUUCUCAAAUAACUAUAGAAGAUCUGUUGAAAACGUAAAUAUUCGGAGAAACAUCUAUAGACUUGAUGAUGAUUAACCUGGGCUUGUUAGGGGAAUAUCUGUAAAUAAAAGAAAAUCGGGUUAAGUACGUCAAGUACAAGACACUGAAGACGACCUUACAGUUGAGGUCGAAAUACGUAUCUGUCAAAGGAUGCAAAUUCUUAGUGGAAUUCAA